GAGGGGGGCUUCCUCUUCUCUUGCUUCGUCUUCUUCGUUGGCUUCGAUUCUCUUCGCCGCUUCUUCUUCGCUCGAUCGUUGGGAAACGGAGGAGGAGAGAGAGAGGAGGAAGAGGAAGAGAACGGCGGCGAUGCCGGGGAGCCUAGAUCGACGGCCCAGAUCGUCCCACGUGGACACCGUGCACGGCCUCGCCCGCGCCGGGGAUCUCCCCGCCCUGCAGAAGAAGCUUCUGGAGAACCCGGCGCUCCUCAACGCGCGAAACCCCGUUAUGUGCCAAACGCCUCUUCAUGUCGCAGCCGGCUAUAACAAUAUCAGUAUAGUUAAGUAUCUACUCGAGUUGAACAGUCCAGAAGCAGUCGAGCUCGAGGCGAAGAACAUGUAUGGCGAGACACCGCUGCAUAUGGCAGCGAAAAAUAGUUCUUGUGAAUCGGCAAGGUUGCUUCUUGAGCACGGUGCGUCUUUGGAUGCAAAAGCAAAUAAUGGCAUGACACCGUUACAUUUGGCCGUCUGGCAUGCACUUCAAGCAGGAGAUUGCGACACCGUCAGCACAUUGCUAGGACACAAUGCUGAUUGCAGUGCUCAGGACAAUGAAGGAAAGACCCCUCUAAAUCAUAUCUCGGGGGGUCCCGACACCGAGAAGUUGCGGAGGCUCCUCAAUCGGCAUAUGGAAGAGCAAAGAAAGCGGAAAGCCCUUGAUGCGUGCCGUGAAGCAAAAGCUAUGGAUGAGUUUGAAGAAGCUAUAUCACAUAUUGUUGGGCUUCGAGAACUUAAGUUACAGUUGCGGAGGUGGGCCAAGGGAAUGCUUUUUGACGAGAAGCGGAGAUCUCUGGGCUUAAAAAUUGCUGACAGGAAACCUCCCCAUAUGGCAUUUCUAGGUAACCCGGGAACAGGUAAAACUAUGGUUGCUCGGAUCCUUGGUAAGCUACUUCACAGGGUGGGAAUUCUACCCACUGACAAAGUAAUUGAAGUCCAACGAACUGAUCUUGUUGGCGAGUUUGUGGGGCAUACCGGACCAAAGACAAGGCGAAAGAUCCAAGAAGCCGAGGGAGGCAUUCUCUUCGUGGACGAAGCCUAUAGACUGGUAGUGAAGCAGACGACCAACGACAAGGACUACGGCUUAGAGGCCUUAGAGGAGAUUAUGUCGGUAAUGGAUGGUGGAAAGGUGAUCGUCAUAUUUGCGGGGUAUUCUGAGCCGAUGAAGCGUGUGAUCGCAUCGAACGAGGGCUUCUGCCGGAGGGUGACAAAGUUCUUCUACUUCGAUAACUUCAGCACCAGUGAGUUAGCUCAAAUCCUACACUUGAAAAUGAGUGCGCAGGACGAGAGUAGCUUACUCUACGGGUUUAAGCUGCACCCCUCUUGCACCGUGGAGGCCGUAGCGGCGUUCCUUGAUAGAGAAACUACGGAGAAACAGAGGAAGGAGAUGAACGGGGGCCUGAUAGAUCCGCUCCUCGUAAAUGCGCGGGAGAAUUUGGACCUGCGGCUCGACUUCGAUUGCAGCGAUACCGAUUUUAUGGUUACUAUCACCAUGGAGGACUUGGAAACCGGACUUCGGCAGAUGUCGAGAGAACGCAUCUCUCAGUAAGUUAGUUUCUUAUUGCAGUUUUAGUCGCUUUCGAUAGCAGCGAUCUACGUAUUCCUAGAUUCGAAGAGUUUUAUGAUGAUGACAUGGGGUCUGAGUUGAAUUGAUUUUUUUUUUCCUUCUUUGUAAUUGGUUAUUCUUUUGGGUGGAGUAAUAAAAAGUGCAGCUGCAUAGUAUUCGAGAGUUUGGAGCUUUUGUGGUUAGUGGAGUAUUUUCGUGUAUACCUCUUUUGGGUGCAUAUUUUGCUGUAAUUUUGAGGCUAAUAUUUGUAUCAGAUAAACAAUAUAAUGUUACAGUAAAUUCCGUGGUUAAGUUGAGUAGUAGUAUAGUAUUUGAGAAUGAA
Messenger RNA from Ananas comosus (pineapple), 1922 nucleotides. RefSeq names its product ESX-3 secretion system protein EccA3. The record is from RefSeq and is a predicted model, not a curated record. The coding region runs from base 131 to 1582 and encodes 483 amino acids. Lineage: Eukaryota; Viridiplantae; Streptophyta; Magnoliopsida; Poales; Bromeliaceae. Gene Ontology annotation, molecular function: protein binding; ATP binding; ATP hydrolysis activity. The transcript is spliced from 7 exons.